CGGCUCUACAAUACUAGCCCGAUACCCGACUGCUACUUGCUUUUUCUGCCUGCCGCCCGGGACACGCUAAUCGACGCUUACUUCUAUCUGACCCGCCUGGCGCGUGUCGUACUCCGAGCGAUGAAGUUCCUAGUUACCUCGCUGCUGCUCUACCUGACUUUGUUACUUGAGGCCGAUGCUCUGCGGAUAAGUGGGAGACGGAUCCCAUGGGAGGAGAGGCUGCAAAGGAGGGGGGCCAUGUCCGCUACACUGACAAAUGAUGGAGACCUCAAGUACUUCACCAAUAUAACGCUGAACGACGAGGUAUUUCCCGUGCUCAUCGAUACAGGAAGUUCCGACUUGUAUGUCGCGGGUGAUGUCGCCGGAGCAGGUAGUACGGGAAAAAACGCAACCGUUACUUAUGCCAUCGGUGCUGCCUCUGGCCCUAUUCUCACUGCGAAACUGGAGAUCGAGCAAUUCACUGUCAUGAAUCAAUCGUUCAUUCUCGACCAGUCCGGAAACAAUCCCAAAGGUCAAGGACUCAUUGGUCUUGGCCCCAACUCUGGCUCCGAAACUCACUCCGUACUCAACAACCCAAACGGUGACACGCCGCUCGACCGUAUUUUCCGCCAGAACACCUCGACCCCGAACUACCUAACCAUCUAUCUUGGACGGAGCGAUGACCCCACGAACUCCUUCCCUGGCGACCUGACAAUCGGACAGCCCGUUCAGGGCUUAGAAAAUGUCACGAGCAUGCCAAAACUGCCCGUAGUCAACGUUGACGACGGCUUAGCGCAGCAUUGGCAGGCCCUCCUCGAUGUCGAUGGCAUCAUCGGCCCUGACGGUCAGCCAGUGCAGGUCACUUCGCAAGUCAAGAACGGCGGUACGAAUAGGCUGAACGCCAUCUUUGACAGUGGCUUCUCGCUCCCUCAAGUGCCCCAAGCUGUUGCUGAUGCGUUCUACGGGCGUGUACCCGGUGCACAGCUGACGAAUUUCACUGGUCUCGGAGAAGUGUACACGCUGCCGUGCGAUGUUGAACUGAAUGUAACCUUCAAGUUCGGCAAUAUCAGCUAUCCCAUAAACCCACUCGACACAAGCUUGUCUGAGCUUGACAAAACAAAUGCGUCUGGUAAUCCUGUCUGUGUCGGUGCCUUCCAGCCUAUUCAGCCCGGUGCGCAGUCUUCCACGUAUGACAUGAUUCUUGGCAUGGCAUUCUUGCGUAAUGCAUACAUGCUCAUAGACUACGGCGAUUUUGUUGAUGGCUCCUCCUCAAAGACAGCCCCUCCUUACAUCCAGCUGCUGCCGCUUACGACAGACCUUGCGGAGGUACACUCUGACUUCGUCAAGGCCCGCCUCAUGGGUGUUGACAACACGGGCAACUUCAAGCUUCUGCCGGAGUCGGUCCUGCCGCCAAAUAACGAUGACAGCAGCAACAACAACGACAACGAGAGCUUCGCAGAAAAAGUGCACCCAUACUUGCCUUAUAUUAUCGCGGGCAGCGCGGUACUGGGCGCGGCGCUGCUCAUUGCCGUUGCAUUCUGCAUUGCCAAGAGCCGUCGCAAGCGUUACCGCCGCCUGCACGACCCCGCGCCUGCUGGUCUAGAGUACGGCCAGUAUGGAUACCACAAUCAGGAGGCACCACCCUUCAUGCAGUAUCAGCCUUCCCGAAGGUACUAGGCACCGCCCUUUCCUCGACCUUGCCCUGAGGCAGGUGCCACAAAACCACAACAUGUGCAUCUUCAUCACUCAUCUUUACCGGACAUUGCAUAGGACUGCUUCAUUUCAGGGCUGGGAGAUGAUCUAGCUGUAGAGAUCUAUUCGCUCUCGAUGGACACUGCCUUCAAGUAUAUACUAUCCUAUUUAUUCGACGCCCGCAAAACAGAGCGCAUCGUGUUUGGAUUGUCCCAGAGAGGGAAUCCC
This is a messenger RNA of Phanerochaete carnosa HHB-10118-sp, 1899 nucleotides long. RefSeq lists its product as uncharacterized. The record is from RefSeq and is a predicted model, not a curated record. Gene Ontology annotation, molecular function: aspartic-type endopeptidase activity. NCBI's taxonomy places the organism in Eukaryota, Fungi, Basidiomycota, Agaricomycetes, Polyporales, Phanerochaetaceae. The transcript has 5 exons. Bases 121 to 1656 code for a protein of 511 amino acids. Gene Ontology annotation, biological process: proteolysis.